CGACUGGAGCUGGAAAGGGAUUUAUCGCUUCUUUCGGAAGAGUGUAGCCCUCACCUCGCCUCCUCCUGCAGUUGUCGAAAAAUACAACUACACAUGCGACCUGUCCGCGUUUGAAAACACGACGCCAAUCCACGCCAGCCUCCCGCACUUCUUGUGGGGAGACCACUAUGUCGUAUGAGAUGCUUGGAAGGAGAUGGGCAUCCAGGUGGCUGAGGAAUGCGCCAAUGGGAACAAGGAAGGCCUGUGCUGGAUUCCGAUUUCCCAGCACCCUGUCACAGCAAGACGGUCUUACUCGGAUAUUGGCCAUUACGCUGAUGUGGUGGACAGCAGGCCCAAUUAUCACCUUCUGGUCAAGCAUCAGGUUGCCCGCGAGCUGUAUCCGGAGGGUGAUACGAAGUCCGGGCCGUCAACUGUGGAAGUGCGGCCCCUCGAUGGUAGCCCCCUCUUCAACGUCUCGGUGAAGAAUGAAGUGAUUCUCUCGGCUGGUGUGUUCGGGACACCGGCAAUCCUGCAGAGGAGCGGCGUUGGGCCGGCUCCCUUCUUGCGCAGCGCAAAGAUCCCGUUGGUCCUCGACCUGCCGCGUGUUGGCUCCAAUUUGCACGAUCACUCCGGCCCUGUGGUUAUUUGGAACUGUAAGUGACUGCAGCUCUGAAUCAAUCACCACCGUGAAAA
This is a messenger RNA of Thermothelomyces thermophilus ATCC 42464, 672 nucleotides long. RefSeq lists its product as uncharacterized. Gene Ontology annotation, biological process: secondary metabolite biosynthetic process. The coding region runs from base 194 to 640 and encodes 148 amino acids. The transcript has a single exon. NCBI's taxonomy places the organism in Eukaryota, Fungi, Ascomycota, Sordariomycetes, Sordariales, Chaetomiaceae. The record is from RefSeq and is a predicted model, not a curated record. Gene Ontology annotation, molecular function: flavin adenine dinucleotide binding; oxidoreductase activity, acting on CH-OH group of donors.